UCCGGCUCCUUCUUCCUCCGCAUGUGGCUGGUGGCGGCGGAGCUCUUGAGUCGUGCAGUGUUCCCCGCCGCCUCUCCUUCGGGCUCUCCGCGCCUCGCUGGAGCCAUGUCGGUCUCCGAGACCAACCCGGAGGCAUCUUCCCUGCCCAACGGCGACUGCGGCCGCCCCAGGGCACCGCCGGGAGGGAACCGGGUGACGGUAGUGCUGGGCGCGCAGUGGGGCGACGAAGGCAAAGGGAAGGUGGUGGAUCUGCUGGCGCAGGACGCCGACAUCGUGUGCCGCUGCCAGGGCGGAAAUAAUGCUGGCCAUACAGUUGUUGUAGAUUCUGUGGAAUAUGAUUUUCAUCUUCUACCCAGUGGAAUAAUUAAUCCAAAUGUUACUGCAUUCAUUGGAAAUGGUGUGGUAAUUCACCUACCUGGAUUGUUUGAAGAAGCAGAAAAAAAUGUUCAAAAAGGAAAAGGUCUAGAAGGCUGGGAAAAAAGGCUUAUCAUAUCUGACAGAGCUCACAUUGUAUUUGAUUUUCAUCAAGCAGCUGAUGGUAUCCAAGAACAACAGAGACAAGAACAAGCAGGAAAAAACUUGGGUACCACAAAAAAGGGUAUUGGCCCAGUUUAUUCUUCCAAAGCUGCUCGAAGUGGACUUCGGAUGUGUGAUCUUGUUUCUGACUUUGAUGGCUUCUCUGAGAGGUUCAAAGUUCUAGCUAAGCAGUACAAAUCUAUAUACCCUACUUUGGAAAUAGACAUUGAAGGUGAAUUACAAAAACUCAAGGGUUAUAUGGAAAGGAUUAAGCCAAUGGUGAGAGAUGGAGUUUAUUUCCUAUAUGAGGCUCUACAUGGACCACCAAAGAAAAUCUUGGUAGAAGGUGCAAAUGCAGCAUUAUUAGAUAUUGAUUUUGGGACUUACCCUUUUGUAACCUCUUCGAACUGUACUGUUGGGGGUGUCUGUACAGGUUUGGGUAUGCCCCCUCAAAAUGUUGGAGAAGUAUAUGGAGUUGUGAAAGCGUAUACUACUAGAGUUGGUAUUGGUGCCUUUCCCACAGAGCAAGACAAUGAAAUUGGAGAAUUAUUACAAACAAGGGGUAGAGAAUAUGGUGUAACUACUGGAAGGAAAAGGAGAUGUGGCUGGCUGGAUCUUGUUUUACUCCGAUAUGCUCAUAUGAUUAAUGGAUUUACUGCGUUGGCGCUUACCAAGCUGGAUAUUUUGGACAUGUUUACAGAAAUCAAAGUUGGUGUUGCCUACAAGUUAGAUGGUGAAAUCAUACCUCAUUUCCCAGCAAACCAAGAAGUCUUAAAUAAAGUUGAAGUUCAAUAUAAGACACUCGCAGGAUGGAACACAGACAUAUCAAAUGCAAGGACGUUUAAAGAGCUGCCUGUUAAUGCACAAAAUUAUGUUCGAUUCAUUGAAGAUGAACUUCAAAUUCCAGUUAAAUGGAUUGGUGUAGGUAAAUCCAGAGAAUCCAUGAUUCAGCUCUUUUAAGGAUUACCAGUAAGACAAGAAACACUCCAUGGGAGGGAGGGAAAAGACUUUCUUAAAUAUUUCUUUAUGACCUGCAAGUUCAGAAAUAAAGACAGUGAGUUGUGUGCAAGCCCUGCAGGUGUUCCAGGUGUGAGCUGGAUGGCUGGUGCGGAGGCAGCUCCUCAGCGGGCAUCACCACCCAGUUAGUUCUUGCUCCUGCUACUCAUGGUGCCAUGUUUUCUUUCAGUGUUUAGUGAUAGCUUCAUCUCUGUUGUUUGAAACCUCAAGUAGUUAUUUUUGAUGCAGUUUUUCUUCAUUAUUAUCAUUGUGUGUCUUAGGUUUUACCUCUAUUAGAUGGUAAGAAAACUUAAUGCAGUUUUGCACAAAUAUUUUUACAUUCUGAUCAUUCAAUUUUCAUUGUAAUCUUUGCUGUUAGAAAAAGUGAUGAAAAUAUAGGGGUUCUGUAAACUUAUGUAAUGCUAUAAAUUCUGUUUAAAUUGGGAAUUGUUUAUUUUCUGCUAAGACCAUUGAAAAAUUGAGCUUUGGCCGGGGGAGGGGAUAUACUCAUGGGUCCUUUGAUUUUACAGAACACAGAACUUAGUCUGUCUAUAAAUUAUUUAAUACAUUAAACAUUUAAUUAAAUGUUCAAAAAGAAAAGAUGGUCCCCUAAAUAACCUUAAUGUUUAAAAAAAUUAGUCAUUAAAAGAUCUAUUGUGAUAUUUGGUGGAUAUUUUUCUUUAGUUUCAGACAUGAAUUGCAAUGUAUAUCAUUCCUUUUUAAAAUUUGUAUUAUGCCAUUAUUUCUAAGUCUAAUGGAUUUUUCCGUACUGUGCCUGCCUGCCAGUAUACCUACAAAAUCACUUGUAAGUGUCCAGUGAACUUACAUUGCUGGCCAUAAUUUUGAUCAUGCCUUCUUUUCUCCUUUCUUGAGCAAAAAAAGGUGUUAUUUUGACAGUUAGGCUUAACAUAUUAUGUUGUAGAUUAUUCAUUGAACUAUUAUAUGUUUAGGUGCCACUUAAAUUUAUUUUAUUAUACCAUCAAUAGCUGAUUAAAAAGAACCAAAUAUUUCUAGUAUGCUUUGUGUAUUGCUUUUUUUCUGGUAAUAAUACUACUAGUAUGUAGGAAGGAACUUUGCCCUGCAGUAUGUGGGGGUAAUGUAGAGAGAGAUAAAAAUAGAUUCUCUGGAAGGAUCUAAGUAUUUUUUAUCUUCACUAUCUGUAUUUUUUAUAAAAUUCUAAAAUAGGAGCACACUCACGGACUUAAUAUAUAAAGAACAGUACAGAUAAUCCUAUAAACCCACUGUAGAUCUAUAAUGACGUAUGUAAAAAUAAUAAUGUAUUUAUUUAUUCUAGUAGAUUGAAUGAGAUUUUAAAGUCUACAUUCUUAUCUUGGCUAUAUGAACUAUUAUUAAAAUUGUUUUAAAAAGUGAA
Messenger RNA from Heterocephalus glaber (naked mole-rat), 2884 nucleotides. It is a transcript of the gene Adss2, whose product is annotated as adenylosuccinate synthase 2. Gene Ontology annotation, molecular function: adenylosuccinate synthase activity; GTP binding. The record is from RefSeq and is a predicted model, not a curated record. Gene Ontology annotation, cellular component: cytoplasm. Gene Ontology annotation, biological process: IMP metabolic process; 'de novo' AMP biosynthetic process. Lineage: Eukaryota; Metazoa; Chordata; Mammalia; Rodentia; Bathyergidae.